AAAGAGGGGGAAGAAAAGUUGGGAGUAAAUGAAAUGAAUUGGACAGUCAAGAUUGGAGCAAUCAGAAGAAUCUGAGAGAGCCACUAAAGUCAGCGAUCAUGACAUGAAAGAAAGCACAAAUCUUACAUUAUUGAUUAAAAAAAAAUUUAUUUUCUUGGAGAAAUAGAGAGAUGGGAAGCAAGAGUGGAAGAUGAUCUGGGUUUGUGGAGCAUGGACCCUAACCACCACUACAAAAACAGGGGGAGGGAGAGGGAAGGCUCUGGUGAUACUGGUCAUCGAUCAAUCAAUCAUCAUCUUCCACCACCACCACCACCGCGACCACGAUUUCCAGCCACUAAUAGCCGCCCCCCCAUUUCCCAAAAAGUAAACGCUAUAAAGAUAUUCAUAUUUUUCAUCAUCAGAAAGGAUAAACCAACACCCUGUUUCCACCUAUUAGCUUUCUUUCGCCCUUUAUAUUAUUUUUUUUUUGUUAAUAAUUAUGGUUCCCCCAUCAUAAUAUCGACGACUCAACAUCAGUCACGCCCGCACGCACUUUCUCCCUCUCUUUUGGUCUCUCUGUGCUCUUUUUUUUUUUUUUUUUUUUGCCUUCUUUUGGAGAGGUCAAUGGUGGGGUGUUCUUCACUUCAAUCUGAAAUCUUUCAUACCCCCUGAUCGGAUAACGAUGUACUUGGCCUUGGCCGCCCCUUUCUCCUCCACCUAAUGUCUUGUCUGGUUUGGUUCCUCUGAUCAAUUAAUACGAUGAUGAUGGUAGAUUCAAGGCCUGGUCGAUUCUUAUUUCUCCUCCCUUUCGUGGUCCUUCAGUUGUUGCUGUUGCCAUCACUCUGUUAUUGCCAGACCCAGGUCAGCUGCAAUAUAGACGAUCGUAAUUCUCUCUUGUCUUUGUAUCUGAACGUAUCAUCGUCAACAGCAAGGCCUUUGAAUUGGUCUCCUUCUACUGACUGCUGUGGGUGGGAAGGUGUUAGCUGUGACAACGGCAAUGGUCGUGUUACCCAGCUCUGGUUACCCUCUAGAGGUCUUGGUGGGAUCAUUUCUUCAUCGAUUGUCAAUCUAACCAGUCUGUCUAGCCUCAACCUAUCGCAUAACAGCCUAUCUGGUCCUCUGCCUACUGGGUUCUUCUCUUCCCUUCCCAGUCUCCAAACAGUUGAUCUCAGCUACAACAGUUUCUAUGGCCUGUUAUCGUAUCCAUUUGAUUCGUCUAAUGGUAAUAACAGCAUCCAAACACUGGAUUUAUCGAGCAAUAGAUUUCAUGGCCCCAUCUUGUCUGUCAGUAAUAACUCCUUCCUUCGUUUGACAAGUUUCAAUGUAAGCAACAAUACUUUAAAUGGUCAGAUCCCUUCGGACAUCUGUGCUAGUGUACUGGAUUUCUCAAACAAUGAUUUCACUGAAAAUAUUCCCUCGACACUAGGACAAUGCUCCAACCUCAAGAUUUUCCGAGCGGGUUUCAAUAAUCUCUCGGGGACGAUUCCUGAUGAUAUAUACGGCAUCACCUCGCUCCAACAGCUAUCCUUGCCUGUCAACAGUCUUUCCGGACACAUUGACGGCGUCGUUAGUCUAACUAACCUCACAGUCCUUGAUCUCUACUCCAACAAUUUCGAUGGCUUAAUACCACAGGAUAUUGGCAAACUUGCUGAAUUGGUUAGUCUGCAGCUUCACAUCAACAACUUCUCAGGUUCUCUGCCUUCCUCUCUGAGCAAUUGCAUCCGGCUGAGAGUCUUGAAUUUGCGGGUCAACCAACUAGGGGGAAAUCUCUCGGAUUUUGAUUUCUCCAAACUCCUGCAGCUUACCACCCUUGACCUCGGGAACAAUUUGAUCACAGGUAACUUGCCAUCCAGCCUUUAUUCAUGCAAGUCACUUACUGCUAUCAGAGUGGCCGGUAAUAAGCUGUCUGGAGAGAUCUUGCCAGACAUAGCUGCAUUGCAGGUUCUGUCUUUCCUCUCCAUUUCUAACAACAGUAUAAUCAAUAUCAACGGAGCACUCAGGAACCUAAUGGGUUGCAAGAAUCUCACUGCUCUCAUUGUUUCCAAAAACUUUUUGAAUGAACUUAUGCCAAAUGAUGACAGCCUAACGGAUGCAGAUGCAUUCCAAAAUCUCCAGGUUUUGGCCUUUGGUGGUUGCCAAUUAAUUGGCCAAGUGCCCACCUGGCUAGCUAAUCUGAAGAACCUCGAGGUAUUGGACCUGUCUGUUAACCAAAUCACAGGUUUCAUUCCCGGUUGGUUGGGUAAUCUGACCUACCUUUUCUACCUAGACCUGUCUAGUAACUUCAUUUCUGGAGAAUUUCCCAAGGAACUCACAAGACUGCCAGCGUUAACGUCAGGAGAGACUAAGCAUAAAGUGAAUCGCAGUUAUUUAGAGUUGCCUGUGUUUGUCAUGCCCAAUAAUGCUACCAAUCAACAGUACAAUCAGCUCUCUAGCCUACCUCCAGCCUUUUACCUGAGAAACAACAGCCUCAGUGGCAACAUCCCAGCUGAAAUUGGCCAACUGAAGUAUCUUCAUGUGUUGGAUCUAAGCAACAAUAAUUUCUCGGGCAAUAUUCCGGAUCAAAUAUCAAACCUCACAAACUUAGAGAAACUCGAUCUUUCUGGAAAUGAUCUAUCUGGUGUAAUCCCUGCCUCACUUAAAGGUCUCCAUUUCUUGUCCUCUUUCAGCGUGGCGAAUAACAGUCUUCAAGGACAAAUACCAUCAGGAGGCCAAUUUGACACUUUUUCAAGCUCCAGCUUUGAUGGGAAUCCAUGGUUGUGUGGUCCAAUAGUGCAGCGUUCUUGCUCUAAUCCAACGGCACCACCCCAUUCUGUUGCACCUCGUAAGAGCCCAAAUACAAGACUUAUCAUCGGACUUGUCCUGGGGACCUGUUUUGGCGCUGGCCUAUUUAUCACAGUGCUUGCACUGUGGAUAUUGUCCAAGAGGAGGAUCAUUCCAAGAGGUGACCUUGACAAGAUCGAGUUGGAAAUGCUUUCCAACAACUCUAACUAUGGGGUGUCUCCUGGACCUGGCAAGGAUGCAAGCUUAAUCAUAUUGUUCUCAAGCAACUGUAAUGAAAUUAAGGAUCUGACCAUAUCUGAACUCUUGAAAGCUACUGACAAUUUCAAUCAAGAAAACAUUGUAGGCUGUGGAGGUUUUGGUUUGGUUUAUAAAGCAGUAUUAGCAAAUGGUACCAAGCUGGCUGUGAAGAAACUCUCUGGAGACAUGGGUCUGAUGGAAAGAGAAUUUAGAGCAGAGGUAGAGGCUCUGUCCACAGCCCAGCAUGAGAACCUGGUUUCACUGCGAGGCUAUUGUGUGCAUGAGGGAUUUCGGCUACUGAUCUAUUCAUUCAUGGAGAACGGAAGCUUGGAUUACUGGUUGCACGAGAAAGCUGAUGGUGCAUCUCAGUUAGAUUGGCCAACACGACUUAAGAUUGUCAGAGGAGCAAGUCGUGGGCUGGCAUACAUGCACCAGAUAUGUGAACCACAUAUUGUCCAUCGUGACAUCAAGUCCAGCAACAUCCUCCUUGAUGAAAAGUUUGAAGCACAUGUUGCAGAUUUUGGACUGUCCCGAUUGAUUCUUCCUUAUCAGACUCAUGUAACAACAGAGCUUGUUGGUACCUUAGGUUACAUUCCUCCCGAGUAUGGACAAGCAUGGGUGGCCACUUUAAGGGGAGAUAUGUACAGCUUUGGGGUUGUCAUGCUUGAGCUGCUCACUGAUAAAAGACCUGUGGAGGUAUUCAAACCAAAGUUAUCAAGAGAAUUGGUUUCCUGGGUGCAACAAAUGAGAAAUGAGGGCAAACAAGACCAGAUCUUUGAUCCUUUCCUACGAGGAAAGGGAUUUGAUGAAGAGAUGCUUCAGGUUCUAGAUAUGGCCUGCAUGUGUGUCAACCAUAACCCUUUCAAGAGACCAACCAUCAAGGAAGUUGCGGAUUGGCUCAAGAAUAUAGGGACAACCGACAGGAAUGGAGAUAAAGGAUAGUGGAAUCAAGCUUCAUUACACAUGAUACCUACACAAAAUAUAUGAGAGUUGCCGCACAUCUUUUUCUUUUCUUGACAAUGUAAAUGAAAUUUUCAUGUUGUAUUGUUCUAAAGAUGUAUAGAAAACUACAUGAUUCACUGGUUAACUCAGCAAUUUAUAAGUGUUAUCUGAUAACGUAAGAAUGUACUAUAGUCUCUCAUCAAAUAGGUGCUGUUAAGAGCAAAACAGCUCUCUCCAACUACUGAGCAGCUCAGAUGUACUCUUCUUUGACAA
Messenger RNA from Tripterygium wilfordii, 4212 nucleotides. RefSeq names its product tyrosine-sulfated glycopeptide receptor 1. The transcript has a single exon. The record is from RefSeq and is a predicted model, not a curated record. Gene Ontology annotation, biological process: protein phosphorylation. Lineage: Eukaryota; Viridiplantae; Streptophyta; Magnoliopsida; Celastrales; Celastraceae. The coding region runs from base 739 to 3939 and encodes 1066 amino acids. Gene Ontology annotation, molecular function: protein kinase activity; receptor serine/threonine kinase binding; ATP binding.